This is a messenger RNA of Tauraco erythrolophus (red-crested turaco), 417 nucleotides long. The record is from RefSeq and is a predicted model, not a curated record. NCBI's taxonomy places the organism in Eukaryota, Metazoa, Chordata, Aves, Musophagiformes, Musophagidae.
GAGCUCGGCACCUUUGGAUUCGAAUGUACCCUUGAAGAGGUUGAUCUUGAAGAUAUCACUAAGAAUCAAAUCAACACAAUAAAAGCUUGCACAUUCGAGGAUCCAGGGACUGGAAACUGCCCGGCCCUGGAAAGAUCUACUUUUGAUACGGGUAAAUGCCUGCAGGGCAUCUAUGAGGAUCUGAGUGCCUACAGGGCAGCACUGAAGAACCUCAAAGAUCAAAAUGUGCUGACAACUAUUGAUGAAAUGAUGAAAGCCCUGAAGAGCAGCAGCAGGAGCGUGCCGCAGCCGGCGGCGGGGCUGACCUCCUUCCAGGAGAGGAUGAGGCUGUGCAGCAUCCUUCACGCCUUCCGCAUCCGCACGGUCACCAUCAACAGGAUGAUGAGCUACCUCACCUCUCCGGAGAGCUCCAUGUGA